UUUGAAUCAUUGCUGUGAAGCAAGACAAGAGGAACAUAGUGUGGAAAGUAACAUUUGCAAAAUUCUGUUUCUUUCUGACAGAGAAGGUAACAAUAGCCGAAAACAUGGAAAAAAGAUUUCCCAAUCUAGGUGAUUGGAUCAUUAAAGGAAAUUCUUACAAUGCAACUAUCAAAAAUAUCAAUGAAUUAUAUCUAACCAGCUAUCCCAGUAGCUCUGACGUACCUGUAUGUUUUGCAAGCACAGCCAUGAAAGAACCAGGUUAUUGCGACUAUACAGUUACAGAGUACAUGAACACUGAAGGCUCAUCUUUGUCUAUUGCCAUCACUUUCAGUAAAAAUGAGGAGGAAACCUAUAGACUGUGUUCUGAAGGGAAUGGGAAUGUUGGAUUAAUGAAAGGAAAGCUGCCUGAGACAAUUGAGGGUACAGAGUGUUCCUUUUUAUUUUUCAAAAAUGAUUUUGCUGUUGGGGAUGAUUCAUACUCGUUUCAAUGUGCGGAUGGUCAUGGAAAAUACUUAUCCUACGAUAAGCACAAUCAAGCUAUCUUGAAGGAUGCACCUGAUGUCAAAACUGAUGAAACCUGUAAGAUGACUGUUACACUCAUAAUUACAGGGGAGUUCACUUAGGAAGUUAAUUACUAGUAUGUUAUAGACUUGCCUAUUCUAAGCAAAUUUUCAGUUGGUCUUUAUUUUUUAAUUUAUAUAAUUCAAGCUCUGAAGUGGGGGUCCGAGGCAGCCAAAGCACUAUUGCCCUGUAAAGAUACAAAUGUAUUGUUAUUGUUACUUUUUAUUACUUAUCUUUCUAGUCAGUCUCUCUGCUGUAUAUAUUUGAGUCUCUCAUUCAAGCCACUGCCUGGUUGCUACAAUAAAUUGGACCCUAGCAACCAGAUAGCUGUUGAAACUCCAGACUGAAGUGCUGAUUAACAAAAAACUAAAUAAUUAAAAAUAAAUAAAUAAAAAGGACCAACUGCAAAUUGUUUGAGAAUAUCACUGUCUACAUCAUACUAUGAACUACCCCUUUAAGCCAGUGAGCAAAAUAUAUUAUACUGUCUCAUAAAUUAUUUUUCCAUAGUUGUCAAAAAAUGUAACAUUUAAAUAAUAUUGGCAGAUUGUAAUUAACAUUAUCUAACAUGUAUGAUGUAAAACAAUUGUUCCAUUACCCACAGUGCCUGAAAGCACCAAGGUUCUACGUUCAAUUCCAGCCAGAGAACUAUCUGCACUGUAAGCUCCACAGGAGCAGACACUGAUGUGAAUGUAUAAUAUCUGUAAGACACUGCAGAAUUUGUCUAUAUAAAUAAAGGAUAAUACUCAUAAAUAAUAA
Xenopus tropicalis (tropical clawed frog) is the source of this 1317-nucleotide messenger RNA. RefSeq lists its product as uncharacterized. The transcript has 5 exons. Lineage: Eukaryota; Metazoa; Chordata; Amphibia; Anura; Pipidae. The coding region runs from base 105 to 623 and encodes 172 amino acids. The record is from RefSeq and is a predicted model, not a curated record.